CGCGUCAUACCUGGCGAGACGUUGUUGUUAUACCUCAGCUGGUCAGGACGGCUCUCUGCACCGCCCAUCAACAUGUUCACUAAAGAUUUUACUCUGCCCACUGAGGAGGAACUGACGGUGGAGGAGGUCAACGUCAGCACACCAGCACUGAGGGCAGCGGCCUUUCACCUGGGCAAAGCUUGUGAGAAUGAGAACAGUGAAUUUAUGUUGUGCCGCAGAGAAGAGAAAGACCCCCGCAAGUGUAUAGAUGAAGGGAAAGCAGUAACUGCAUGUUCCCUGUCAUUUUUUAGAAAAAUUAAGAAGGCUUGUUUAGAGGAAUUCAAUCAGUAUUCCAACUGCUUGGAUAAGUCUUCCCGAGACUUGGAAUACCGUCAUUGCCGCAACACUCAGGCUGUCUUUGAUAAGUGCGUUCUUGAAAGCCUGGAUCUUGAGCGUCCAGAGUUUGGAUACUUCUGUAGACCCAAGAUUCUUAAUACCAAAAGGCCGAAACCAGAUGUGGAUGCUCCUUUGGAGUUUCCUGAUGCUCCAGUGCCUCUGCCAGAUCAGCCAGCUACUGGUACUGCUCGAUAUGGCUCACGUUUCUACUGGAUGCAGUAAAUCAUAUUUUGUUUAUUAUACAUAUUGGUAACAAUAUGUUCUCUUUUAGGCCAUAUGCUAAUUUACUACUGUAUCAUGUUCAGUGUAGAAGUUUUAAGUACAGUAUAGACACAUUAUUGUAAUUUCAAAAUUAUUUAUUUAUCAUAUGGGGUCAUUAAAAUUUGCACUUGAAAAACAUUUCUCAAAGGUAAAGACACCCAAACCUUUGUACUGUAUAUAUAUUGUUAUUGGGGAAUGUUAUGACUAGGCGUGUUUAAAUGUACAGGUGAUUAAUUUAAAUAAAUAUCUUUAAGUAAAAAAA
Molecule: messenger RNA, 898 nt
Organism: Homarus americanus (American lobster)
Lineage: Eukaryota; Metazoa; Arthropoda; Malacostraca; Decapoda; Nephropidae
Gene: ND-19
Product: NADH dehydrogenase [ubiquinone] 1 alpha subcomplex subunit 8-like
Exons: 4
Coding region: 73-597 (174 amino acids)
Biological process (GO): mitochondrial electron transport, NADH to ubiquinone
Source: RefSeq, a predicted model, not a curated record